Molecule: messenger RNA, 4164 nt
Organism: Phytophthora sojae
Lineage: Eukaryota; Oomycota; Peronosporomycetes; Peronosporales; Peronosporaceae
Exons: 1
Coding region: 8-1495 (495 amino acids)
Biological process (GO): monosaccharide transmembrane transport
Cellular component (GO): membrane
Molecular function (GO): hexose transmembrane transporter activity
Source: RefSeq, a predicted model, not a curated record
ACCAAGCAUGCCGUCCGAAGCACUAACGGACCCGGUCUACUCCGAAGCCACAACGCCCAAGGGUGCCGACCUCGCCCCCGCGUACGACGAAGCCGCCGAGCGCAACGUCAAGCCCAACUGGAUCCUGUACUCCAGUCUGCUCGUGGCGCUGCUGCAGCCUUUCCAGAGCGGGUGGUCGUCGUCCCAGACCAACCUCUCGCAGUACAGCAACACGGACGAGUGCAAUGCGCGUCCCGUGGCCGAGGACACCUGUCUGAUGUUCCCGGGCCACUCCAAGCUCGAGUGGACGUUCGCCGUCAAUGCUUGGAUCUUCGGCGGCAUGAUCGGCUCGCUCUGCUGCGGCCACUUCAGCGACCUGUGGGGCCGCAGGAAGCUGCUCUUCGUCAACUGCAUCUUCAUGCUCGCAGGCGCCGCCAUCCAGACGCCCGUGUCGAACGUCUGGGCGUUUGCGGUCGGCCGCAUGAUCGCGGGUAUCGCCUCGGGCACCGCCACGGGAACACUCGGCGCCUACACGAACGAGCUGUCGCCGCCGCACCUGCGCAACAUGCUCGGCAUGGGUCUGCAGAUCUCGGUGACCAUCGGCAUCCUGUUCCCGGCGAUCUGCUUCUUCUUCGCCAACACGAGCAGCGGCUGGCGCUACCUGGCGGGCUUCCCGGCCGUCCUCGCCGUGCUCUUCCUGCUGCUGGCUCCGUCCAUGUGCGUCGAGAGCCCCGCGUGGUUGCUCAUGAAGGGCCGGCGCGAGGAGGCCAAGCAGGUCAUCACUCGACUCUACGGCGAGGAGAACGUGUACCUGGCGCUGUCGUGGCUCGAGUCGUCCAGCAAGCCCGACCCGGAGCAGGCGCUCGUGAACGACUCGGCGCAGCAGGAGUCGCUCUUCUCGCCCAAGUACCGCCUGCCGCUGGCCUGCGCCAUGCUGCUCUCGUGCACGCAGCAGCUCUCGGGCAUCAACGCCGUCUUCUACUACUCCAACUCCAUCUUCGAGGACGCCGGCAUCUCGGACCCGCGCGUCGGCACGCUCAUCAUCGACUUUGUCAACAUCUGGCCGGCCUUCUUCACGGGCUUCCUGGCCAAGCGCUUCGGCAACCGGAACCUCAUCCUCUGGGGCAUCGCCGGCAUGUUCGUCAUGGCCGUGCUCAUGACCGUGGCCUUCCUCGUGGACGUCGCGGCGCUGUCCGUCGUCUUCAUGGCGCUCUACGUGAUCGCCUUCGGCGCGACGCUCGGGCCGCUCGUCUGGGUCAUCACGGCCGACCUGUUCCCGGACUCAGUGCGCGCCACCGCCACGUCCAUCGGCAUCGGCGUCAACUGGCUCUGCAACCUCAUCGUCGGCGUCGCCUACCCGUACAUCGCCGACGCCUUCGACGACUACAGCUACGUGCCGUUCGUGGUGCUGCUGGCCAUCUUCUACGCGCUGUCGCUCAAGCUCGUCCCAGAGACGUACGGCAAGUCGGCCGAGGAGGUGCAGCGCGAGUUCCAGCAGCAGCGUGGGGGCCAGUAGCGGGGCAGUCAACGGCAGCAGAAAGGUGGGGAGGCAGGCGACGAGAGGGUGGCCGUGUGCUUUGACGACUUCCGGGUCUUCGUGCCGCCGUCAUUGAGAGGCGCAGAUGUUGCAGCCUACGCUUUGAGAGUAGUGUUUUGAGAUAGUUGCUGCGUGGAUAGUGAUGAAAUGAGCGACGCAGCAGUAGUUUUGCUUUGAUUGAGAAGGCAGUUUAUCCAUUGAUAAUGCGCACAGUAUCGAUAUUGUUUUCAGGUUUGCCCAAACCUUUGGGGGGUUUAACGCGCCUUUGAUCUGCUAAAACUGUGGAAACUUCUGAUCAGUUGUGUAAAUCUAGCUAACUCGUGUUGUCUGGUGCACAGGGAUACGAGGGGGUCAAACAGCACUACAAUCCUCUCAGCGUAAAACGAUGGGUCCACACGACGAUUUAGACGUAGACGCGCUCCACCGGUGUAAGCCAGCACAGUCUCAGUACACAAUCGCAUCAAGCUUUUGGCAUUAUUGUAGUGAGGUCUCUUCUUAACUUUCUCGUCUCCAAAACAAUAUUGUUGACACUGGAUGAUUUGCAGUUGAGGAAAAUCUCGCUUUGCAACAAGAGAAGAAGCGCUUGCCGACAUAGAGCAGCCUACACACACUGUUGGCUGUGAGCGCAACAAGGAUAGCGAGGUAGCCUGGUAGGUCAGUUUAGAAUUUGCUUCGAGAAACCCUCCACGCCGCACCCCUCGGCUGGAGUUCCAUUCCCGCUUUGAAUGAACUGACUGCAGCCCCCAAGUGCGAUAUUUGAAGGUGCAAAUUUUCUGUGGUCUGAAACCCCUGUAUUCUAAAUGUGCACGUAAACCACUUCGCCAUUUCGCCAUUCCUGACAAGAAGACCCGCGUAGUCUACAGCGAACAAGAGUGUGAUGAAUACCCGCGCACCACUUUCCGCAAAGUUUAGGCGCGUACUACUGGGCUGUUUCGCACUUCAACGACUGUUGGUCACGAUAGGUGCCGCGCUCUCCGUAUUCUACAGCCCUCUCCAGUCGGCUUUCGACUCGAAUAGUCUGGGUCUGCUGCUUGGAGGUGUCGCGGUUCUACUUGUGCUGCUCGGGUGCGUCUUCUUGGCGAGGCGCACGAGUGUCGUCAAGUGGUUCUCUCUCCUGCUGCUGAGUCUUGCAGGGGUGGCGAUUUGGAUCGGCUUUGACAAGCUACUCCACACGACAAUUCGACUUUUCAACUGCAGCUUCUCACUGCUUUGGACGUUGAUACUGAUCCUAUUCGAUGCGAUUCGAGGCUGGAAGCGGACUAAAGUGCACGAUGUAAGCAUAGUACAAGUUGGUGGACCUGCGACGGCAGGGUGGAUGAAGCCGAACCGCGGGGACAGCACGCCCGAUACGUGUUUGCAGGCGUAUUUUGACGGAAGCAGUGACUUCUUGGCGAUACACAAAGAUGGUCCCGUUGCAUUCGUCAUUACGGUCAUUGUGUCCUGUGUGGUGUAUGCAGCUUACAUGUCGAAGUUUCUGUCGGGAAUGGACUUCGGCUUGUGUUUUCCAGUUUGUGCUGGUGAGUUGGUUCACUCUCGACCUCCGCCGACUGGACCGACACCUUGAAAUCAAUGAAGCUAGCCUCGGGGUCAUGUAUGUCUACAUCGACGCUGCAAUUGCGUUGGGAUAUGGUACGAUGAAUUUUACGGAGCUUGCGGUUAAAGGUGCAGUCGGUCUUGCGAUAGUUGGGAUUGCAGUAGCACUGUGCGUCCGGUUUAUCAUAAGUGGGUGCGGUGGAAACGGUAGUUGCGGCGGGUGGGGAAACUGCUGCAAGUGUAAACGCUGCUCUGAUCUUUGGUACAGCCAGUUUUAUAGCUUCACCUGCUGUGGUUACUAUUGGUCUCGGGACGACGGGUUUGCUCCCCCAUUAUGCGAUGACAGUAAGUGCCUGCUCUACAGCAAGUGCCAUAGUGAGUGGCGAUAUUCCCCAGUGAAAAGCGAAUAAUUCCCGGACGGCUACGAAUACAGCGAGUGUAAAUCCUGCGUCCUCAAAUGUAUUUCUUUGAAAAUUACAAGUGAAGACUUUCGCCAUAUGUAUCCUACCGUACCACAAAUAAAACUCAUAUUUAUCCAAAACGAAGCAUACAAAUACCAAGUCAAAUGUCAUUCUACACUUCAACGCUGAUCGCUGACGUCAACACGCAACGGCCGCAGCGACAGUCGUAUCACAAGUGCUUUUGCGUUCUACCUGCCACUCCCACCACGAUGCCUCGCAAGUACCUCAUCGGUGGCAACUGGAAAUGCGUACGCCACCCCCACCUCUAACCAUCAAACUCCACAUAACGUUGGCUCACCACCUAUUGCAUCGUCCCUUGCAGAACGGCACCAGGAGCUCCGUUCGUGACUUGGUGGCCAUCCUCAACAAGACGGCGGUGGACCCCUCCCAAGUGGACGUGGUGGUGGCCCCUCCCUCGCUGCACCUGGAGCUGGUCCAGCAGUUGCUGCAGCGCAACAUUGCCGUCUGCGCGCAGAACGUGAGUCUCACGGGGCUGGGCGCCUACACGGGGGAGAUCGCGGCCGAGCAGCUCGUGGACUUCAGGCUCUCGUGGACCAUCACGGGCCACUCGGAGCGACGCGCGUACUACGGCGAGUCGGACGAGGUCGUGGCCAAGAAGACGAAGCGCGCGCUGGAUCUCGACCUCCAAGUCAU